This is a messenger RNA of Orbicella faveolata, 3665 nucleotides long. RefSeq names its product neuronal acetylcholine receptor subunit alpha-10-like. The record is from RefSeq and is a predicted model, not a curated record. Gene Ontology annotation, cellular component: postsynaptic membrane. Gene Ontology annotation, molecular function: transmembrane signaling receptor activity; acetylcholine-gated monoatomic cation-selective channel activity. NCBI's taxonomy places the organism in Eukaryota, Metazoa, Cnidaria, Anthozoa, Scleractinia, Merulinidae. Gene Ontology annotation, biological process: monoatomic ion transmembrane transport.
AUCACAUGAUUAUCGUGAAUAAAUCGUUUUCAAAAAGCUCCGUUUUCAGGCAAAAUGUUUCAGUCCAAACGAAAUCGAAAAGCCGGCGUUCAGAGCAGUUGACCGGCGCAAUUCCUCCGGUUUAGAGAACGUUUUCGAAAGGCUUCAUUUUCUUGACGGAUUAGUGUGGACGGUAGGCCUAAUCGUAGAAAUAAAGCUACGCUUUCAAAUUUUUCCGGUGUAGUGUGGACGCUUCCUUAAUUAAAACAGACAUUCAAAUUCGCAAAGCAAACCUCACACCUCAUUCUAUCCAAAGUUAAGGUUCACACACCUACGUGGUACCGAACAAUUGUAGAAACAGAAAAAAUAGUUACCACGCGCUCCACUUUAAGCUUUUGUCCUCCCACAGAGCUUCAUGGGCACAAGGUCAUCAAACUGAAGGUAAGCCGACAAAGGCAAACAUCGACAAGAUGGAUUAGGUAGUUGUUCUCCGGCAGAAUGUGCACGGUGCAAGUUAAGCGGGAAACUCUCGGCAUGAAAGAAAUUAUUGGAACCGACUUCAACGCCAGUAAUUCUUAUCAAAAUAAGACUGCCGCAAAAGUUUGUAAACAUCGCAGGAUGCUUCGCUGUUUAUAGUUAAGCUGGGCUAAAUAUACCGUUGUAAAGAUUCUUGUUCUGUUGUUCAGUCCGUGAUGUCUUUGUACACGCUACAGCUUUUAAUAUUGUUCGCUUAUUUGAUUACGUGCUUCAGUGCUUCCAAAACCUUUUAAGCAAAGACCAAUAGUAAUAUUAACAAAGCAAAUUUUCUGAUUCUAUUAUAACACUCUGUUUGCAAACAUUUUGGAGUUUGUUGGUUUUCUGAUUACUUCCAGCCGUGUUCUGGAAGACUUUACUGAACGAGGAAUAAAAAUAGCCUUUAAUAACCGUUAUCUUACUUCUGAGCAGUUAAGUAUGCUUUGAUUAUGUCGCCAUCAAUCAAGAAUUUUCGAAUGAUCAGAAGUUGGGGUAAUUUCAGCAUUACUUUAAAAUAUGUUGGCUCCGGUGAAACAGUUGCAACUCAGGAGGGACAUGGAAAGCAAAACGUGUCAGCUCUAUUGCUAUUUCGAUACGUUCUCACAAACAGAUGAAUUACGGUUGCUUCGAUAUAAAAGGUUACAUAGCUUGUGUCAACCAAGGCUGAACCUUUCGAGAUUCAUUGCCUCAGGGGAAUCUUGCUUCUGAUAGGGCACAAGAAAGAAUUUUCAUGAACCAACGUUCGCAUCCGUUCCAGCCGUGCUUCAAUCUGUGCCUGGGUGAAGUGCGGAGCAGAACAGCAAUGCGCCGUCUGUUGAGAAUUUUUAUUAUUCUGUUUUCUUUCUGGACCAUUUCGUCAUCUGCAGAUGAGAAACUGAACGAAGUGACAGAUGAUGACGAAAAGAGGCUGUUGACAUUUUUGUUUGCUAAAUACGACCCAGAACUCCAUCCUGUGUUAAAGAAAACCGACACAGUUCAAGUAAAGUUUGGCAUUUCGCUACAUCAGAUAAUCGAAGUGGACUUCAAGAAUCAAAUUGUCAAGAGCAGCGUUUGGAUUAGACAGGAAUGGCACAAUCCGUAUUUGAUGUGGAAUGGUUCAAACUUUGGUGGAAUUGAUGCUAUCAACGUGGAUGCGAAAAAAGUGUGGAAACCUGACAUAUUCCUGUACAACAAUGUAGACGAUUCAGAUGAUGGGGCCCUAGAUCGAUUCAAGACUAAAGUUCAGAUCAAGUCAAGUGGAACACUCAUGUGGAUGGCGCCAAAAAUCGUGUCAAGUUCCUGUAAAUUUGACGUCACUUACUUUCCCUUUGACAGGCAGGUCUGUGGUAUGAAGUUCGGUUCAUGGACAUAUGACGGCUUUCGACUGGAUCUUAUUCCCGAGGGACAUCCCGGAGGCUGCGAUGGAGACAUCAAGAAGUUUAUCAGGCACGGCGAGUGGGACCUUAUCAGCAUGCCUUGUAGUCGUAACGAAGUUAUAUACAAGUGCUGUCCAGAGCCGUACCCUGACAUCACUUACACAAUGGACCUAAGAAGGCGUCACAUGUUUUACUUUAUCAAUAUGAUAGCUCCCUGUUUUCUUAUAUCAGCUCUGACCCUGUUAUCUUUUUAUUUGCCACCCGAGUCUGGUGAGCGGCUUACACUUGUCAUCACAAACCUUCUGGCCUUGACUGUUUUCAUGUUACUCGUGGUGGAAAUUAUACCGGCUACCUCUGAGACCGUGCCCCUGAUCUCUGUUUACUUCUAUGGCAGUGUCUUUGAGGUGGCCUUGGCUCUAGUUGCCACUUGUCUCGUCUUGAGGUGCUAUUUUAACAACCCUUCCCAUACACCUGUUCCAAACUGGGUGCGUCACGUUGUGCUGGGAUGGAUGGCACGGCUCACCAAGGUACCCGUAAAGAAGAUACUUCAUGGUAUUGAUCCUAAAGAGUCCUCGAAGAAAGCGCGAUCAACAUCAACAUCAACAUCAACAGAAGAAAACGAAACUCCAGAUCCUGAACCUGCUGUUCAUAAAAAGAUUCCAAAUACUUCACCGAACCAUUUGUCAAGCUCACAACAGCUGCAUGUCAAACCCACCUCACUAAAUGUACCUGGAGAUAUUCAGCCUCGUUUGAACCUUCUUCCAGCCAUUCAGCGCAUCCGAAACACGAACCAUCGUCUGAGCAUGCCUCCUAUUUACGACAAUAUUCAUAUCGGUGGUGCCAUGAAUGAUCUCAUUUCCAGCCGGACGGCUUCCAGGAUAAAUCUUACCGAGUCUGCCUCGCAACAUGCUAUCCCCAAUGUCAAGUCAACAGAUGACGUCACAGGUACUGAUCACGUGACCAGGACCCUCCUAGAGACUCAGGCCGCUAUGUCAAAAGAUGUUAGCGAGGUGGUGCGAUACAUUCAGGACCAGGAGAUGGGUGACCUCAUGAAGGAGGAGUGGCAACUCAUCGCUGUUAUCAUCGACAAGUUCUUUCUUUGGAUGUUUUUAAUAAUUUUGUGUGUAUCUACGGUUGUCAUUUUUAUGCAGGCUCCAAGUUAUGCUUGGAGUUAACCCUUUUUCAGUCUUUGGUUAAGAACGUAUAAGCGAUGACUAUAUAUUUGGCUGAAACGCAAACAAAUAAACAUGCACAAUUAAAGCUAAGCAGUUAGCAAGAUUCGUGAUUUACCUAGCAUCUUUAUUCUUUUCAUUAACAACUAGUGCAAGUUUAUUUACACUCAGGAUGUUGGAUCCGCUCGGACUGGCUAACAACCGGCCUUACUUAUGUAAAUAUUCACUAUAUCAUUAAAUUCAUGAUGCUAAGUAAUUUUGAGAUUGAUAGAAAUCAAGUGGCCGCCGAAAUUUCCCGUACAAGAUUUUAGUUUGGCAGCUAACGGACAUAAAAUGAAUUUGGACACAGCAAAGCAUGUUUGGGUACAGAAACGUUUGUUUUGUUUGUCAUAAAUACAUCACAAGGUUUAAUAAAGAAUUAAUAAGACCCUAGCUUUAAUCAAUUUUGUUACAUUUGUGUGCAAAUGCAGCAGCUGUCGAUCUAUUUGCGAAGCUGUAAAUAUAAUGGCCAUGGAUUGAACACAUUCCAUUCAGGAACUUAGGAGAGCCUGAAAUCGGCAGAGAGCUGAAGUCACGAAUGGCCCUACUUCCUAGUAUGUAAACAAUAGCUUCCAUUUGGCGCGAAAAUAUGUUCAGAUAUUUGUCC